Molecule: messenger RNA, 1083 nt
Organism: Seminavis robusta
Lineage: Eukaryota; Bacillariophyta; Bacillariophyceae; Naviculales; Naviculaceae
Source: the annotation of a GenBank genome assembly
AUGACAUCGUUGUUGAGAGGGAGUCUGCUGAAAAAUGCCAAAGAUCAUAAUAUAGUAGUUGUUGAGGCUGUCAAAAAGCUCAAAAAACUCUCUUCGGAUGAAGAAGACAUUGAUCCCAGUAGCAGAAGAUCAUUUGAUAAUGACAAGGAUAUUUCUCCAGAUAUUACUCCGGACUUGUCGCGGAGUGAGUCGGGAGAUGAAGGCGAACACAACGUUGGUCUCCAGCGCGAUCAUGACAUUGAACCCAUUGAGAUUGUCUACACCACCGAUGAAUCUGAGACAAUUGAACCAGUCUCUGGAAUUCAUUUUGCCGGUGGUAUGAAUCAAUACAAGUUCAUUGGUUGCGGUGUACGUACAAAGUACUUGGUUUUCCAUGCCUAUGCUGUAGGGCUAUACCUCGAUAUGGAAUCUGUUGAUAUGGCAAAAAUGAAGACAUCGGAUGAUAUUGAUGACGUACUGCUCAACCCUCACUAUGCGAGGGUCUUUCGUCUCGUCAUGAACCGAAACGUCACGUCAAGUCAAUACAUGGGCGCUAUCUACGACGCUUUGACUCCUCUGAUGAGAGGACAAGACAUGGACAAGUUGGAGGAGAUGAAGACUCAGGAAAUGCCUAGCAUGCUCCACAAGGGGACUGAAAUCUUUCUGAUUGUGAACGGCAACAAACUAAUCAUGCAGUUGGGGAUGGACCGUGCUGCACAAAUCGAGUCUUUGGUACUGACGAGCGCCAUCUGUGAGAACUAUUUGGGUGGCAAACCAGUCAGUCCAGCUGCGAAGAAAGCCGUCGUGAAAGAAAUGGAGAACCUCCGAACCUCCGAACCUCGAACCGAAUAGUUUAAGUCUGUGGUGAAAGGAAGCCUCCAGACAACGCCCCGCAUAGGCAUCCUCGGGAGGGAGGCUUAGCUUUCCGCCUCUAGUAGCAUUCCCACAUCCCCUUAUCUAGCUAGCUAGUAGAGCGAAGCAAUGAAUGAUCCAAGCAAUGCGAAUGAUAGAGAGAAUAAAGACAGUUUCGCAGGACCGGUACGUUAGCUAGAGGCCAGAGAAUGAUUGAAUCAAACUCGAUGAUAAUUCCCAUCUAUCUUUGGA